Messenger RNA from Phanerochaete carnosa HHB-10118-sp, 1402 nucleotides. Its product is annotated as glycoside hydrolase family 16 protein. The record is from RefSeq and is a predicted model, not a curated record. Gene Ontology annotation, molecular function: hydrolase activity, hydrolyzing O-glycosyl compounds. Gene Ontology annotation, biological process: glucan catabolic process. The transcript is spliced from 9 exons. The coding region runs from base 84 to 1238 and encodes 384 amino acids. Lineage: Eukaryota; Fungi; Basidiomycota; Agaricomycetes; Polyporales; Phanerochaetaceae.
AACUAUGUUCUCUUCAUCCUCUUUCUGCCCCUCUUAAUAGCACGUCCUGUAGGAAGCCAUCUGUCUGAAGCCUGGGCAUCGCGAUGUCGCUGCUUAUCUUGAGUAUUGUGCUCUUGUGUUAUGUCCUGGCCGCCCUCGCGAGCAACUUUACCCUUGUCAAGACUUAUUCGGGGUCGAGCUUUUUCGACGAUUGGGACUACUAUGGUGGUUAUGAUGCCACCACUUCCGGCGACGAGUUGUAUGUCACCAGGGCCGAUUCCGGCAAUCUGACGUUCUUGAAUUCCGCGGGCAAUGCAGUCAUCAAGGUUGACAAUACUACUUAUGUCCUUUCCAAUGACAAACGCAACUCUGUACACCUUACCACCCAACAGUACUUUGGGGUCGGGACGGUAUGGGUCAUCGACGCCCAUCACAUCCCUUGGGGCUACUCUGUAUGGCCAAGCAUAUGGUCGUCGGGCGAUGAUUGGCCGAACAAUGGCGAGAUUGACAUCAUCGAGGCAGUCAACCUAAUGAACUUCAACCAGAUGGCCGUACACACCAGAAAUGGCUGCAAUAUUGAGGCAGGAGAUAGUCAAGCGGGCAAACUUACCCAAACCAACUGCUCUCUCGCACAGGGCUGCACGGUGCAAGAGACAACGGCGAACAGCUACGGACAGGAUUUCGCGAACAAUGGUGGAGGUGUCUUCGCCGCCCAGUGGGAUGUCAGCGGUAUAUAUAUUUGGUUUUGGCCCCGCAAAGCGGUACCUCAAUCUCCCACGGCUGCGACGAACUCGCUCGACAUCUCUGGCUGGCCAACGCCUUCGGCCUCCUUUGUGUCCGGCUCGUCCUGUGAUACCGCGAGCUUCUUUGGGCCCCAGAAGCUCAUCAUAGACAUUGUACUCUGCGGUCAAUGGGCUGAUGCUCCCGGUGUCUACGCUCAGACCUGCGGCGAUACGCAACCGAAUGCAUGCUAUCUCGAUAACGUCAUCUUCAACGGCACCUCCCAGUACGCCAACGCCUACUUUGAGCUAGCAUCUACCCGCGCCUUUUCACUGAACGGAGAGACGACCAUCUUCAAUAGCACGAAUACCACUUCUCCUACGAGCUCUUCUGGCUCUUCUGGUACACCUAGUACUUCGUCCGUCCCGAGCCCCACUGCCGGAGCCGGAGACACCACGAACGGAUUCGUACAGCUCCUUCCCGUACGAGAACUCACCCUGCUGUCUUUCGUUCUGGCAUUCUCGAUCCUGUCGCUGUAGACACAUAACUUUGUUUUUAUUGGUGUUUGGGGGAACAUUGUCUUUCACAGGAUUCUUUCAUUGGGUUGUUGUGUUAGCAUUAUUUAUGGUUCAGCGUGUAGUUACAGCUAGUUCUUCGUACUGAAAUUAAUAACAAACGUAUUCAGGGGAAGUUAUGCCUUGCA